Messenger RNA from Dermatophagoides farinae (American house dust mite), 2847 nucleotides. RefSeq names its product transmembrane GTPase Marf-like. Gene Ontology annotation, molecular function: GTP binding; GTPase activity. Gene Ontology annotation, cellular component: mitochondrial outer membrane. The record is from RefSeq and is a predicted model, not a curated record. NCBI's taxonomy places the organism in Eukaryota, Metazoa, Arthropoda, Arachnida, Sarcoptiformes, Pyroglyphidae. Gene Ontology annotation, biological process: mitochondrion localization; mitochondrial fusion.
CAGCUCAAAUGUAAAGUUCAAGUUUAAGAUUUUUCUUCACUUGAUUCAAUCGAAUAAUUGGAUAAGAUUUUUUUUGUUGUUGUAAAUUAUUCACAAUCAUUUUAGCCAUCUUGAUUGAUUGAUUGAUUGAUUUGAAUUGGAUGAAUUUUCGUUUAGAAUAAAAAAAAAAUUCACCCAAACAUACGUAGAUUAUGUACGGGCAAUGUUAUUCUCAAUUUCACAUUGGCCAUGGAUUGGAUGGAUGGAUGAACAAACCAAAAUCGAAUGAAUUGGAAAAAAAAACAUUUUCUCUGGUUGCAUGGUAUGUGCAUGUUGCCUAUGUGUUUUUUGCGAAACAAUAUCAUUUGUUAAAUUGAAUUUUUUUGUUUUGUUUCGUUCAACAAAUUAAUUGCCAAAAACAAAUGGUCAAAUUAUUGAAAACAAAUUGUUAUUUUUGAUUGAUUUUCGUUUGAAAAUUGCAUGGCUUCAAUUAUAAAUCGUUCAUUGACUAUUGUCUCUAAUGGUCUUUCGUCUUUUUCAUACAGCAACAACAACAACAAUAAUAACAUUAUGACUUUGGAUUUCAAUUCAACAGGUGAUGAUAAUCCAUUACGGAUUUUUGUUUCAGCUAAAAAAGAUAUUAAUGAUUUAUUUAUCAAGGCUGAAAAAUUUGUAAAAAAUGUUGAUCAAUUUUAUCGUUCAUAUGACGAAUCAAUGUUUGAGCAGAAUAAUAUAAAUUUUAUUGAAAAUUCUAUUGAAAAAAUAUCUGGUAUUCGUGAUGUACUUGCACGUAAUAACAUGAAGGUUGCCUUUUUUGGCCGUACUAGUAAUGGUAAAAGUACGGUUAUCAAUGCCAUACUACAGAAUAAAAUAUUGCCAGCUGGUAUUGGCCAUACUACUAAUUGUUUUCUACAAGUGGAAGGUACCGAUGAAACCGAACCAUAUAUUGUAUUGGAAGAUCAACGACAUAAUAUUGAAUCAGUUAAACAUUUAGCCAAUGCAUUGAAUACAGAAAGUUUAGGCGAUUCAACAUUGGUUAAAGUUUAUUGGCCUAAAUCAAAAUGUUCAAUAUUACAUGAUGAUGUUGUAUUGGUCGAUUCACCUGGUACAGAUGUAACGGCCAAUCUUGAUAAAUGGAUUGAUCUUUAUUGUUUGGAUGCUGAUGUUUUUGUGCUAGUUUCAAAUGCUGAAUCAACUUUAAUGCAAACGGAAAAGAAUUUCUUUAUCAAAGUAAAAGAAAAACUAUCAAAACCGAAUAUUUUCAUAUUGAAUAAUCGUUGGGAUGCUUCGGCUCAUGAAUUGGAUAGUUUGGAUCUGGUACGUAAACAACAUUUAAAACGUGAUAAAGAUUUUCUUGUAAAUGAUAUGGGUGUGUUGGAUGAAAAUAAUGCCCAGAAUCAUGUGUUUUUUGUAUCGGCUAUUGAAGUUUUACGUGCCCGAUUGGAAUUGGAAGAAGGAAAACAAAUCAAUAUCUCAAAUUAUGCACAUGGUUUUGAAUCUCGUUUCCGUGAAUUUAUAGAUUUUGAGAAAAAAUUCGAACAAUGUCUAUCAAAAUCGGCUGUACAAACAAAAUUCGGUCAACACACAUUGGAAGUGAUUAAAAUGACCGAUGAUUUUAAUCAAUUUUUAAUGGAAAUAUCUACGAAAACAAUUGAUGUACGAAAUGAAAAACGUAAUCAGAUCAAAAUAAUGAAAGAACGUGUUCAAAAAAUCAAACAACAAUUCCAGAUAUUCACCAAUGAAGUUAAAUUGCAGAUUUGUAAUCUAGUUAAACAGGUGGAACAAAAAGUAUCCACUGCAUUGAAUGAUGAGAUACGACGUCUAUCAACAUUAGUCAAUGAUUUUGAUCGGCCAUUCAAUACGGAUGAAAUUUCAUUGAAUUUAUAUAAAAAAGAACUUCAUACACAUGUUGAACAAGGUCUUGGUUCCAAUCUUAAAUCUCGAUUAUCAUCAGCAUUGUCUUGUAAUGUUGAAGCCACACAACGGCAAAUGAUCGAUGGUGUUAAAAGAUUCAUAUCAGAAAUGAAUUUUGAUCAACUUUUAUUGAAUCAAGUUUCAUCACAACAAGAUUUCAAAUUAAUCUAUCGAAUUAAUUGUGAAUCAUUAUGUUCAGAUUUUCAAGAAGAUCUUGAAUUUCGUUUUAGUUAUGGCUUUUUUCAAUUAGUACGUGUAUUGACCGGUGGCGGUGGUGGUGGUGGUAGCAGCAAUGGUAUGAAUGGAUCAAAAAAUGAAAUGGAUAAAAGCAAUUUAUCAUUAUCACAAAAACCAAGCAAUAGUUUAAGCCAUAAUCAAUCAUUAAUUCGUACAACUACCGAUCAUUUGGAUCUAUUGGAUAAAUUGGCUAGUUCACGUUCCACAAUAAUUGUAUUGGCCGUUGGUGGUAGUCUAAUUCGUGUCAUUGGUUGGCAUGUAAUUGCCAUAACCAGUGCUAUCUAUGUACUAUUGUAUGUUUAUGAAAGAUUUUCUUGGACCACUAGGGCCAAAGAAAAUGCAUUCAAAAAACAAUAUGUAGCUCAUGCAACGAAAAAAUUACGUCUAAUUAUCGAUUUGACCAGUGCUAAUUGUUCACAUCAAGUACAGCAAGAAUUAUCAUCAACAUUUGCCCGUUUAAAUCGAAUGGUGGAUCAAUUUGUUGAACAGAUGCAAAAAGAGAUACAAAAAUUGGAACAAGAAGUACAGCUAUUGAAUCAUCAGGAACAGAUGAUUGCUGUAUUGAAAAAUGAAGUUCGCACAUUGACAUCAGAAUUGCAGAAUUUUUCGGAAAAGUAUUUAUAAAAUAAAUCAGCAGAAAAUAGCACACAGUCAAACGACGACACCCACAUUUGAAACAUUCAUGUCAACAAAAUGAUCUAUGAUGAUGAUGAUGAU